CUGAAGAAUGAGUCAUGUCAGUGAAAUACAAAUGCUGUUUAGCUCCUUGUUUAGUGGACUGUCAAGGUUUAUGAGCAGCAGGUCAUUUAAAGUUGACUAUAACAGUUUUCUUUCAAGAAACAGAAAAAGUAAUUUAUGGGACUGGAUAAUAAUAACAUACAAUAAUAAUAAUAUCUUUAUUUAAAGAGCAUUUUGUCAAAUCCAGAUUGAUUUAUUUCAGGGUUAUCCAAAACAUUUUAACAAAACAAAACAUUCAUGAACGAAAAAGGUGCAUAAAGAAGAAAAAUCUUAUAUUACCUGCCCCCUUUCAUAAUAUAACACAACAUAAAUACAGAUAGCCAUUCCUUUUUUGAUUUCCCUUUCACAAAUCAACUUCAUUAAUCAAUACCAUCAUCCUAACAAAUACUACUUGAUAAAUUCAUAUCCCUAACGAUCAUAAUAAUGGUAAUACAACUUUUCAUUAUUAUUUUUACUAUUUUUGUUGAUCAUUCUGAAAUAUAUUAUUAUAAUCCUGUUUUGAGUGCUAUAGACUUUAAGCAAAGAUGUCUUUGGUUGUAUUAAAUUGAUCAAUUCACAUAUAUAUGAUCCUAGAUUAUAAUUUGCCUUCAGACAGACACAGUGUGUAUAAAUUGAGAUGUGACCUCUGUAUUACUUUCUAUGCAGACACUCCUGUUUAAAUGUUUUAAUGUCCAACUGGUGUAUAAACUGAGGUGUAGAAAUGAUGACUGCAGUACCACGGACGGACAGUGUGAGGCGCUGGUGUCGCGCUGCUUCCCAGUGGCCACACAGUUGAGGGGCUCGUGCCGUUGCUACGGGCGACAGACAACAGACAUCAAACAACAGCAGCAGCAGCAGCAGCAGCAGAUCUUCCUGUGAAUCCUCUGCCUGUUAUUGGUUCUGUUAUUGGUUCUGUUGUAGCAGAAGACGCGGCGCAUCAUGAACUCCGUUUUAUCGGACGUGAGCUGGGACGAGCGCUUCGCUUUCCCUGAAGUUAACGCUGAGAACCAGGCUGUGACAGCGGAGAUUCGGAAAAAAGAAGCAAAGCUGGUGCAACUGGAAAACAAACUUGAGAGCAACAAGGAUCAAAAGCAGUUAAUGACCGAGUUCCUCAAAAAUGGUCAACAAGAGCUGGAGAACACUGUGGCUUUAUGUAAGGCCAAGGAAAGAGAAGAAGCGUUGGAGAAACACCUCACAGCCCUCGCAGAGAGGGAGACAGGUCGCCUGGAGCAGGAUACGACAAAGAUGGAGAAUGAGCGUCGAUCUUUAGCAGAGAGGAGAAACAUGCUGGAGAAUCACAUCUUCAAGACCAAACAGAAGCUGGAGGAGUUUAGGAACCAGAUGAACUGGGACCAGCAGACCAUGGAUGCCUUUUUGGAGGAGUCAGCACGUCACGAUGAGGACGCAAUGGCCAUCAUGAAGUACGCCCAGCAAGAUGAGCAGAAGAUCAAGUCACUCACUCUGGCUAUAGAGAAGAAGACACUGGAAGCCAGUGAAAAGCGAAAAGCAGUUGACAAGGAGUUGACUGAGACUAUAUCUGCACAGCUUGCUUUGGAUAAGAUGACAGAUAAUUUGCAGCAGACUCACCUGGAGACACAGCAGCUGAUCCACCAGUGGGAAAACACCGUCAAGCAGAUGAAUCAACGUGAUGCUGAGAUGCAGCAGUGUGCACUGCAACUUGCCGAAGCUAACCAGACUAUCAGGGAAAGGAAUGCCACCAGUAAAGAGAGGAAGCACUUGCUGGAUGAUCAGAGGAACAACAACAAGGAAACUGAGAGGAAGAUGUCUGGAGCCCAGCGGCAGGCUGUGAAGCUGCGGCAGGAUUUGAAGGAGCAGGAGAAUAACUGCAGUACACUGCAGGAUGAGCUGGAUAGUUGCAAGGGCGCACGAGACAAAGCAACGUCCAGUGUGAAGUCUGUGACAACCAACAUAUCCAGAAUGAAGAAAGACAUCCAGGAUAAUGACGAGAAACUCAAGGAGGCCAGGGCGUAUAACACUGCGCUGGAGGAGAAGCUUAAAGAAGUUACUCAGACUGCCCUGAGUGAGGAGGAGAGAGCUGCUCAGAUGGACCAGUUUGUCAGGGAUGAGGACGAGGACAUCAAGGAGCUGGAUGUGCAGCUGCGUGACUGCAGACAUGAGCUGUUCCGUCGUAAAGAGCAUUUGCAGGCUCUAAAGACAAAGGGGAAGGAUUCUGUCGCCUAUGUUUCCAGGAGCAAAUCCACCAUCACCGGCCUGGACAGCCAGCUGAGAAAACAGGAGAAAGACUUAUUAAGACAGCAGAUGAUCAUUAAUGAGCAGGACUCCAAGGUCAUCAACCUGGAUAGAAAACUGGCACGGCUGCAAGGAGACGUUCAGCUAGAUGAAAAACAAGCGCUAGACAUGAAUAUCGCUGAGCUGACCAAAGCCCUGGAAGAGAAGAAGAAGUCAGCCAACAUGCUAACCAACAUUCUCAAGGAGUCUGAGGAAGAUAUCCGCUUAUUGAAGAAAGAAAUGGGAAAGUCCGAAGCUCAAAAGAGAGAUGUGACCGAGAAGGUAGAGGAGCUCAUGCUGCUCCGUAUUACCAGUGAGAAGGAGCUGAAGACACUCCGGCUCAGGAAACAGGACGACUUGGUGGAGCUUAACAUCUUGAAGGUAGAGGUCAAGCGCAUUAGAGAUCUGCUGUACAACAAGACGGACACUGUGCUGUCGUUGGAGAGGAGGAAGCUGGGUCUGCAGAAAGCCUUAAAGGAGAGGGAGGCUGAGAUCAAGGUCUACAGAGAGAUGCUCGGCCAGAAGCUCAAGAUCAGUGAGCAGGAGAGACAGAGACUGAGUGCUGAGCUGAAUGAGAAACUGUCCAAGAUUGUCAUGAUAAAGAGCCGUUUUGAAGUUGUGACCCUCUCGAUGGCAGCUCCUGAGGGGGAAGAGGAGAAGUCACAGGCCUACUAUAUCACAAAGGCUGCACAAGAGAAAGAGGAGCUCAAGCAAAAGGGAGACGCUCUAGAUGCUAAAAUACACAAAAUGGAGCUGGAGAACAGCGCUCUGGAGAACACCAUCCAGCUGUUCAACAACAGUAACUCAAUGUUUCGCAAAUCUCUCAACAAAGUCAAUGAAUCAAGUCCAGAAUACCAGGAAAAACUGAAGUUAGAGGAAGAGUUAAGUGCAGCUGAGGAUACAUUCAAGUUCAAGAAGAGACACGUCCAGGAGCUGCAACAGGACUUACAGGACAUGAACAAUACCUUUGAGAGUCUGCUGCAAGAAGAGCAGGUUGAGAAAGAUAAGAUAGAGUACAGACAAUCACUCAUCAGCAAACUGAUCAAAGAAAUCACCUCCCAGCAAGAGAAGAUUGACAGGGCAACCAAACAGUGCUCCAAGCUGACAAAAGAGAUCCGUGCAGCGAAUAACACCAAGUCUGAGACUUUAGAGGAAAAAGACAUUAAACUGAGGGAACUAGAAGAAUUCAACAAGAGCAUCGGUAAGAUGCUAAAUGAGGCCGUGGAGGACAAGCCUGAUCUCAGACCAGUGCUGGAGAAAUACUUCCUGCAGGCCAAUCUGUCUUUUCCAGCUCCUUCCUCCACGCCCACCAGCCAUCGCAGCUCCAAGACAAACUCCGCCCGCAGCUCUGCAUCCCUCAGGUCUCCUGCAUCUUCAGCCAGCAGCAGCCCCAGGGCCUCUGCACUGCAUUCUACCGUGUUGAAGACUGUGGACCUGGGCUUAGACAUGACUGUGACCUCCCCUCCUCCCACCACCUCCAGACGUUCCAGCUCUGCAAGUAGCAGCACCAGCAGCAGGAAGUUGAAGAACUCCUAGUUGCAUAGAAUAACUGUGUCACAUCACUCAAUGGACACAGACUGGGAAAUAUUUUUUUUUACUUUUUUAGUUGAAGCAGUAAGGAGGAAAUUAAAUAGACAGAAUGGCCCUUUACACCUGAACAGGAAAAGAAGGCAGGGAAACGGAGAUGAUAAGUUGGACACACCUGUGAGCCAAAAGGAGAGCAAUCAAACAAAGGCAGCAUUGAAGAGAACCGAGGAAGGAUAUCAUUGUACAGAUAAACCAGUUUCUGGAAAUAUGUGCUAAAAGAGGAAGAAAAGUGUCUGUCUAGCCUGCUCUGAUUAGGCUGUGGUCUUCUCUGUCCCGGUUGAACCACAAAAACUAAAUCUGUCUCCGUUGUGAAACUCUCCUGGCUUCCCCGAUUCCCUUUGCCCAACACACACAUUAUCAUUGUUUUCCACUCUCAUUGGACAUUAACUCUCCUCUCCAGCACACACACACACACACACACACACACACACACACACACACACACACACACACACACACACACACACACACACACACACACACACACACACACACAUCCAUCUCCAAUAAUCAGACUAUGAAGAACUGAACUGAAUACAACAUACAAACCGUUUUUCCUGAACACACUCCGCACACACCCUAUAAUCUCAUACAUCAUCUGAACUCAAAAAACACUAAUUAUCUCAUUAUUUCAUUUGUUUAAUCAAUGGACAUUUAAUAUUAUGAUUUGGAAGUGAAUUCUAUUGAUUAAUUGAUAUUUCGGUGUGAGUCUUUGAUGUUUGUUUAUCAGUCAUACUUCUUUGAUUUGAUUGUUAUUUGGAUUUGAAUAAUUAAUGGAACACUAAUUGAUUAACUGAAUUGAUUGUUUCUGAUUUCCUUUCCUCUGAUGCCUUUUGUAGCUAUGACAACAAGCUAUCUGGGCUUAGCUCUCUGACUGGGAUAUAUUCUAAUUAAUUGACAGGUUAAGAAGCCCUGUCUGGCACCCAAGCCCUUUUUCCUUAAGUAAAGCUGUUUUCAGAAAUGACCUGCGGGUAAAUUACGGAGAAUUUGCUACAGAGUUCACCCCCAGUUUGCUUUUCACACAUACGCAACGUAGCAAGAGAUUCACUGCACAGACGCAUUCACAAUAGCAACAAAAGCCUUUUUCUUGGCUGUUACUCAUGACAUCCUCUCGCUCACUUGUGUGUUUAAGAAUGACCCAAAGAAAGUUGUUUUGCUCUCGGCUUCUCUCAGCUGCUGAGGCUGCUGAGCUCUGUAUUCUCCAUUUGAAAGUACUACAUAAUAAUAAGAAUAAAACUUCCAGAAGACAGUAUUUGUAUUUGGCCUUAUUGUUACAGAUUAUCACCACAACUUAUAUUUCAAUCAGGAGAGACAUUUUAUAAUGAUCAUAAAUAUAUUGUGAACAGAGGAAUAGACUUUGGCACAUAGACCCCAGCAGGAAGUGGAACACAAUGGAAGCAAUCAAGACUUCCCCAGGUACCUGGGCAGUGGUGGUGACGAGGGAUGGAGCGUGAAGUUUGGACGUCUGAUGAAGGGCUUCUGGUUGGAGGGUUUAAUGGGAGAUGAUGUAUCCAGAGGUGAGGUGCAGGGUUAGAGUCGCGUCUGACAGCUGAAUGACAGGAGGGAGAGAGAAGACUUCUGAACUUUGAAAGUUUAUAGGUGAUUUACUUUUGGCUGUGUAUCGUUUACCAUACAAUAUUUACAGACUCACUAAAUCAGUAUGUGUAAAAGUCAACAAAAUACAAUGUGAUACUGCAAACAACAGUAGUGUGUUUUGUGUAUAAGAAUAGAAAGUGAUGUAUGUGCAUUGUUUGCCGAUGUGAAGCUCGAUGUACAUUUAGGAGAACAACAGGUUUGUGAUAUAUACAUGACACUGUCAGCUAUUCAGGGUAAUAAUCUGUUCUGAGGUGGUUUCGGUGUACGGUGCCUGCCAGAGGACAGGAGGUGUAAAAGGACGUGUCGAGGGUGAGAGGGAUACUUUGAGAUUUUCUCUGCCAGCUUCCUGGUUACUGUGUCCUUCAAGCCCUGAAGGGAAGGCAGGGGAAAUCCCAAUGAUUUUUUUUAUAAUAAUAUCAUAUAGCACUUCUCAAAGCAAAGUUACAAACUGCUUUACAAAUAAAAACACAAAAGUAACAUGAAAACAUAAAAACAAGUAAUGAAGUAAAACACUAAAUAUGUGACAUAAAUGUAAGCCUGUAAAGUAUGUUUAAAGCUGUGAUUUAAAGGAAGCUUCUGACUCAGCUGGCUGUAUUUCCUCAGGCAGCGUGUUCCAGAGCCUCAGAGCUCUUAUUUCAAAAGCUCUGUCUCCCUUAGUCUUUUGCCAGGAGUCUGGAACAGUAAGAGGGCCAGUGCCAGAGGAUGUCGAGCAGGUUGUGUGGAGAUAACAGAUCCGCGAUAUGAGGAGUCCGACCAGGUGUCAUUUCCUCCAGGACAAAAGCAACCAGAGGUCCUUUGAAGGCAGAAACGACACUUUCCCACGACAGACUUCACUCUGAAAAAAUUCAAUAAAUAGGUAAAGCUUCGACAUGCUGCUGCUGAUCGUACUCACUGCAGGUUUGGCCUCAGGGGCCGCCCAGACAUUUUCCCCAGCGUCUUCUUCCUCCUUUACUAUGGGGACAUCCACCGCAGAGACUCCUCACUCUGCUUUCACAAACAACACUGUGGCAAUCCUUCAGGCAACCGUUCAGGCCAAUCGUGAGUUAAAUGAAACGACACUGGCUCCAGUCUUAACCAAGCUUUACGACAUCAUCCAGCAGGGUCAACCACAUAUGAACUUCACUCUGACUGUAAAGAACAUCACUGAAGUCUGAGAGGGACUCAUCUCAAAAGUUUCUGUGUGUUUCUGAGAGUUAGUUCACAUGUUUCACAAGAUAAUAAAAAAAAAAUAUAUAUAAUGUGAAUACGGAUGAUCCUCUGCUAUUUACAAUGUAUGUGUCAAAUUCUGAUUUUGGAGAUAUUCCCUGAGAAUGUUACGUGUGUAUUUCUUUCACUUGUUAAAGCAACACCAUGCAACCUUUUUACCUUAAAAUAGCAGCUACAUAAUUAGCUCACUGUGAUGGCUCACUGACUUGGAAUAGGGAGAAUUUUGCAGAUUUCAUUCCUCUUCCUGAACGCCUUUUCUUUCUCUGUGUCUUUGAUGAGUAAUCUCCUGCGAGAAGUGUGUAAUUGACUGAUAGUCGCAGCUUUAACUGCCAGAAUCAGGCCCAUUUAAAAACCUGCAUUAAUCUCUGAUAACCAGCAAGGAAACCUUUAAAAUAUCAAGAAUUGUGAACAGAGUUUGGUGUAUUUGUCACAGCAGCAGCUCUUCUGGUUCAGGAUCAUGAGGAAUAUGUGUUCAGGACUGUUUCGGUUCAUAGAGAUGGACAAUGAUGUUAGAGCUCUGGCUUUGUUUUUUUCUUGACAUAAAAAACAUUUACUCAUUUUGACAUAGAGCCCAUGAGAGAUAAUCACCAUGUGUGGCUGCAGUGGCCGUUGCUCACUAAAAGCCUUCAAAAGAGCCUCCAAUGAUUAUUAUUGACAUAUAUUUAUUGGACACAAGCCACUGUGCUACCGAGCAGUCAUUCUUUAAAAUUUCAUAUUGAACAUAAGUUUCAGAUGCACUAUGGAACACAGAUGAUCUUCAUUGUAAUGAGUACGUUUUUAAUUGUGGAAGGUGAUCUCUCUCUCACACACACACCUGACACUACUGUGAUGCUUCUCCCAUCUGAAAUGUACUCUUCCUGCCAUCGCUGUCGUUUAAUUUUUUUGGUCUUUUUGAUUAACAUGAAUCAAAACAAUUCAUAAUUUUUUCUUCGAUAAAGGUCUUGCAUUAUUUGGAUGGUGUGACUCUUGUUUCAACAAACGACUUCUCAUUGUAGUGAGUCACAGAUCCUGAUCAUCGCCACAGGUGCUACCCAGUUUAUGACCUAAUUGUCAUGGCAGAAGUCCUCAGAUCUUUUGAUCAGUAAAUAUUUGUUAUUUUGCCUAAGCACAACAGUAUUACCAUCACAACACUAACACAAAACUAAAAUUAGAUGUACACAUUGUACAGAAUUGUCCAUUCAGGAAUAAUGUAUAAACGUAUAUUGUUGUUAAUGAUGGUUAUGCAGAUUUUUCACUAUUGGCAGUGGCAAUGGUGUUUAACCAAACUGAUACCAAAACAUAAAGCAGCAUCACCUAAGAUUGAUACUUGAACUGUGUUAGUUUAUUACUGUUGUUGAUCCUUGUAUUAAGACCAAUCCGUCAGUUUGAGAGUCAAGGUUCCUAGCCUCGGUUUCCAGUUUUAUUCAUAGAGAUACAUUUCUGUUUGGAUAACUCUUAAUUUUGCAAACAUUGCUCAAUAUUAAUAAAAUUAUUUGAACACA
This is a messenger RNA of Hippoglossus stenolepis (Pacific halibut), 8117 nucleotides long. It is a transcript of the gene ccdc39, whose product is annotated as coiled-coil domain containing 39. Gene Ontology annotation, biological process: cilium movement; inner dynein arm assembly; cilium-dependent cell motility. The record is from RefSeq and is a predicted model, not a curated record. NCBI's taxonomy places the organism in Eukaryota, Metazoa, Chordata, Actinopteri, Pleuronectiformes, Pleuronectidae. Gene Ontology annotation, cellular component: axoneme. The transcript has 24 exons. The coding region runs from base 937 to 3783 and encodes 948 amino acids.